CAAAAAUCACAGUAUUGUCAUGCAACUUUUCAAUUGUGACUGCCCAAACUUGAAUAUUUCAGCCUACUUCCAACCUGAGAAAACGUCUUGUGGGAUGUGGGAGGAAGCUGGAGUACUCUGAGAAAUCCCACACAAGCCCAAGAAGAACAUGCAAAAAAAAUUUUUUAACAAAAAUACAGGAAGGCUGGAGCAGAGAUUCAAGCCCAAGAUCCUAGAACUGGGGGUGGAGUGACAUGAGGAUCUUCCAUUCUGAUUGGCCUAAAAGGCAAACAGGACCGAGAAAAAAAAUUAAAAAGAAAGGUAAAAAAGUUGGAGGAAGUAGAACUGAAAUAAGGAACGCGGCACCGUAGUGCCCGGAGAAAACCCACACAGGAACUGUCCUUCAAAUGGAUUUGGAAACCGGGACAUACGAGCCGGGCUUCGUGGGGAUCAGGUUUUGUCAAGAAUGCAACAAUAUGUUGUAUCCGAAAGAAGAUAAAGAAAAUCGGAUAUUACUCUACGCGUGUAGGAAUUGUGACUACCAGCAAGAGGCGGACAACAGCUGUAUUUAUGUCAACAAGAUUACCCAUGAGGUUGAUGAAUUGACCCAAAUUAUUGCUGAUGUAUCUCAAGAUCCAACGUUACCAAGGACGGAAGACCAUCCCUGCCCAAAAUGUGGUCACAAGGAGGCAGUGUUUUUCCAGUCACACAGCAUGAAAGCUGAGGAUGCUAUGAGGCUAUACUACGUUUGCACAGCCCCCCACUGCGGACAUCGAUGGACAGAAUAGUGUGUGUGGCAACUUUAUGAACCAUCUUGUGAAUAUUGUUUCUUCUUAGUUUUUUUUUUUUUUUUAGCAGCUGUCUUUCCCACUUGGUUUUAUUAUUAAACA
This is a messenger RNA of Syngnathoides biaculeatus (alligator pipefish), 869 nucleotides long. RefSeq names its product RNA polymerase II subunit I (gene polr2i). The coding region runs from base 387 to 767 and encodes 126 amino acids. Gene Ontology annotation, biological process: DNA-templated transcription; maintenance of transcriptional fidelity during transcription elongation by RNA polymerase II; transcription-coupled nucleotide-excision repair. Gene Ontology annotation, molecular function: DNA-directed RNA polymerase activity; zinc ion binding; nucleic acid binding. NCBI's taxonomy places the organism in Eukaryota, Metazoa, Chordata, Actinopteri, Syngnathiformes, Syngnathidae. Gene Ontology annotation, cellular component: RNA polymerase II, core complex. The record is from RefSeq and is a predicted model, not a curated record. The transcript is spliced from 10 exons.